This is a messenger RNA of Trichechus manatus latirostris (Florida manatee), 7807 nucleotides long. It is a transcript of the gene CCDC88C, whose product is annotated as coiled-coil domain containing 88C. Gene Ontology annotation, biological process: cytoplasmic microtubule organization; cytoskeleton-dependent intracellular transport. The transcript has 30 exons. The record is from RefSeq and is a predicted model, not a curated record. Gene Ontology annotation, cellular component: centrosome; cytoplasm. Gene Ontology annotation, molecular function: microtubule binding; dynein light intermediate chain binding. Bases 105 to 6122 code for a protein of 2005 amino acids. Lineage: Eukaryota; Metazoa; Chordata; Mammalia; Sirenia; Trichechidae.
GGCGCGAGCUGCCGCAGCCCCACGCCUGCCGCUGAGGCUGGAGCCGCUUUGUGCCGCGGCGCGGGGAAGGGACGCGGGGCUGGAGCCAGCGGGCCGGCCUCAGCAUGGACGUGACCGUGUCGGAGCUCAUGGAGCUCUUCCUGCAGAGCCCCUUGGUGACCUGGGUGAAAACUUUUGGCCCAUUCGGAAGCGGCGACCAGGACAACCUGACCAUGUACAUGGAUUUAGUGGACGGCAUCUUUUUGAAUCAAAUCAUGUUGCAAAUAGAUCCCAGGCCAACAAACCAACGCAUCAACAAGCACGUCAACAACGAUGUGAACCUUCGCAUUCAGAACCUGACCAUCUUGGUGAGGAACAUUAAGACCUACUACCAGGAAGUUCUCCAGCAGCUGAUCGUAAUGAAUCUGCCCAAUGUUUUGAUGAUUGGCAAAGACCCGCUGUCUGGGAAAAGCAUGGAGGAAAUCAAGAAGGUGCUGCUGCUGGUGCUGGGCUGUGCCGUCCAGUGUGAGAGGAAAGAAGAGUUUAUUGAAAGGAUCAAACAGCUGGACAUUGAGACACAGGCUGGAAUCGUGGCCCAUAUUCAGGAGGUGACCCACAACCAGGAGAACGUGUUUGACCUGCAGUGGCUGGAGCUCCCAGACAUGGCCCCGGAGGAGCUGGAGGCUCUCUCGCGGAACAUGGUCUUUCACCUCCGGAGGCUCAUCGACGAGCGGGAUGAGUGCUCCGAGCUGAUCGUGGACCUCACUCAGGAGCGGGACUACCUCCAGGCCCAGCACCCACCCAGCCCCCUCAAGUCCUCCAGCGCCGACUCCACCCCCAGCCCCACCAGCAGCCUCUCCAGCGAAGACAAGCAGCACUUGGCAGUGGAGCUGGCCGACACCAAGGCCAGGCUGCGGCGUAUCCGGCAGGAGCUGGAGGAGAAGACGGAGCAGCUUGUGGAUGCCAGACACGAAGUGGACCAGCUGGCGCUGGAGCUGCAGAAAGUUAAACAAGAGAACAUCCAGCUUGCGGCUGAUGCCCGGUCUGCGCGUGCCUACCGUGAUGAGCUGGACUCUCUGAGAGAGAAGGCGAACCGCGUGGAGCGGCUGGAGAUGGAGCUGGUGCGCUGCCGGGAGAAGCUGCACGAUGUGGAUUUCUACAAGGCGCGCAUGGAGGAAUUGAGGGAGGAUAACAUCAUUUUAAUUGAAACCAAAGCCAUGUUGGAGGAGCAGCUGACCGCAGCCCGGGCCCGCAGUGAUAAAGUCCACGAGCUGGAGAAGGAGAACCUGCAGCUGAAGUCGAAACUGCAUGACCUGGAAUUGGACAGGGACACCGACAAGAAGCGGAUUGAGGAGCUGCUGGACGAGAACAUGGUCCUGGAGAUGGCGCAGAAGCAGAGCAUGAACGAAUCCGCGCAUCUCGGCUGGGAGCUGGAGCAACUAUCCAAGAACGCAGACCUGUCCGACGCCUCCAGGAAGUCGUUUGUGUUUGAGCUGAACGAGUGCGCCUCCAGCCGUAUCCUGAAGCUGGAGAAGGAGAACCAGAGCCUGCAGAGCACCAUCCAGGGGCUGCGGGAUGCGUCCCUGGCGCUGGAGGAGAGCAGCCUCAAGUGCGGGGAGCUGGAGAAGGAGAACCAGCAGCUCAGCAAGAAGAUUGAAAAGUUACAGACCCAGCUGGAGAGAGAGAAGCAGAGCAACCAAGAUCUGGAGAUCCUGAGCGAGGAGCUCAUCAAAGAGAAGGAGCAGCUGCAGGGCAACAUGGAGGUGCUGAAGGCGGGCAGAGCCAGGCAGAUCAAGGACCUCGAGCAAGAAAGGGAUCAUCUCAACCAAGUGGUGUGGUCGCUGCGGGAGAGGUCGCAGGUUAGCAGCGAGGCCCGCAUGAAGGACGUUGAAAAGGAGAACAAAGUCCUCCACCAGACGGUGACAGAGACCAGCAGCAAGCUUAACCAGCUGGAAUUUGAGAAGCAGCAGCUGCACAAGGACUUGGAGCAGGCGAAGGAGAAGGUGGAGCGAGCAGAGGAGCUGGAGAAGGAGCUGCACCGGCUGGAGAAGGAGAACGAGAGGCUGGCCAAGAAGGCGGCCUCCCUGAAGACGGUCUCUGAGAAGGCAGACGCCCUGGAGCACGAGAGCCGGGGCCUGGAGCUGGAGAACCGGAAGCUGAGGAAGUCUCUGGACACCCUGCAGAACGUGUCGGUGCAGCUCGAGGGUCUGGAGCUUGACAACAAGCAGCUGGACGAGGAGAACCUGGAGCUGCGCAAGAUGGUGGAGACCCUGCGCUUCACCAGCGCUAAGGUGGCACAGAUGGAGAGAGAGAACCAGGAGCUGCAGCGGGAGAAGGAAGAGCUGAGGAAGAAUGUGGAGCUGCUGAAGGCCCUGGGCAAGAAGUCGGAGCGCCUAGAGCUCAGCUACGAGGGCGUGAGUGCUGAGAACCUGCGGCUGCAGCAGACCCUGGAGAGCAGCAUGCAGAAGUCGCAAGCCCUGGAGAGGGAACUCCAGGAGCUGGAGAUGGAGAACCAGGCCCUGCAGCGAGACCUGGAGGCUCUGCGGCUCUCCAACAAGCAGCUGGAGAGGUUUGAACAGGACAAGAAGGCUCUGGAGCAGGAGGUGGCCCAGCUCGAGAAGGACAAGAAAUUGCUGGAGAAGGAGGCUAAGCGACUGUGGCAGCAGGUGGAACUGAAGGAUGCCGUCCUGGAUGACAGCACUGCGAAGCUGUCCGCGGCUGAGAGGGAGAGCCGCGCGCUGGACAAAGAGCUGGCCCGCUGUCGGGAUGCAGCCAGCAAGCUGAAGGAGUUGGAGAAGGACAACAGGGACCUCACCAAGCAGGUCACCAUGCACACGAGGACACUGACGACCCUGAGAGAGGACCUGGUGCUGGAGAAGCUGAAGAGCCAGCAGCUGACCAGUGAGCUGGACAAGCUGAGCCAGGAACUGGAGAAGGCCGGCCUCAGCAAAGAGCUACUGCUGCAGGACGAUGGCCCCAACCAUGACACAAAAUACAAGAUUUUGGAGGGGAGAAAUGAAUCAGCAUUAAAAACAACACUAGCCAUGAAAGAAGAAAAGAUUGUGUUCUUAGAAGCGCAGAUGGAAGAAAAAGUGAGCCUCAAUCACCAGCUACAGAACGAGCUCCAGAUGGUGAAGAAGGAGUGUGAGCUGCUCAGGCAGAACCAGGACGAGGACAAGCACUUGCACAACUCCUUCAAACACCCCGUGGGGAAGCUGGCCGCCAGUCACCAGGGCCAGGAGACCUGGGGGCCCAGCCACAAGGAAGCCACAAUGGAGCUGCUGCGAGUGAAGGACCGGGCCAUUGAGCUGGAGCGGAAUAACGCGGCACUGCAGGCAGAGAAGCAGCUGCUCAAAGAACAGGUGCAGCACUUGGAGUCCCAGAACGUGGCCUUCAGCAGUCAGAUCCUGACGCUGCAGAAGCAGAGCGCCUUCCUGCAGGAGCACAACACCGCGCUGCAGACCCAGACAGCCAAGCUGCAGGUGGAGAAUUCCACUCUGAGCUCCCAGAGUGCCUCGCUCACUGCGCAGUACACACUGCUUCAGAACCAGCAGACGGCCAAGGAGACGGAGAAUGAGAACCUGCAGAAGCAGCAGGAGCAGCUGGCGACGGCCUACGAGGCCCUGCUGCAGGAUCACGAGCGCCUGGGUGCUCUCCACGAGCACCAGUCUGUCGAGUACGAAGCCCUCAUCCGCCAGCACAGCUGCUUGAAGACACUACAUCGGAACCUGGAGAUGGAGCACAAGGAGCUCGGGGAGAGGCACAGCGACAUGCUGAAGCACAAGGCGGAGCUGGACGAGCUGGAGAAGGUUCUGAAGACGGAGAGGGAGGCCCUGCAGCAGGAGCAGAGGACAAACGCCGUCGCUGUGGACGAGAACCAGAGGCUGCGGGAAGAGCUGGACAGAGUCAGCUUCCUGCACCACCAGCUAAAGGCGGAGUAUGAGGAGCUGCACGCCCACACGAAGGAGCUGAAAACCUCACUGAACAACUCGCAGCUGGAGCUGAACCGCUGGCAGGCCCGCUUCGAUGAGCUCAAGGAGCAGCACCAGAGCAUGGACAUCUCACUGACCAAGCUGCACACCCACUGCGAGCUGCUUUCCCGUCUCAAGGGGAACUUGGAGGAAGAAAACCAUCACCUCCUGAGCCAGAUCCAGCUGUUGAGCCAGCAGAACCAGAUGCUUCUGGAGCAGAACAUGGAGAACAAGGAGCAGUACCACGAGGAGCAGAAGCAGUACAUAGACAAAUUAAAUGCCUUACGGAGACAUAAGGAAAAACUGGAAGAAAAAAUCAUGGAUCAGUACAAGUUCUAUGAUCCUGCUCCAAAGAAGAAAAACCACUGGAUUGGAGCCAAAGCCUUAGUUAAAUUCAUUAAGCCAAAGAAAGAGGGGUCUAGAGAACGGUCAAAAUCGACCACAGACAGUCCAUCCUGGCAGCUGGAAUCCUCAGACCCGAACUCGCCACCUGCUUCUCAGCCUCUCAGAUCACAGCCGGAGAUCCUGGAGACCGUCCCGUCAGGGUCAAACUGUGCAGAAGAGCGAGACUCCCACAAUGGGCCUGUGGGAAAAGGCCCCGGGGAUCCAAAAGCGAAGCGAGGGUCCCCACAUGGAGGCAGUGUGGACCACACGGACACCCCCACUGACCCAGCUGUGAAGUCCUGGCCUGCAGAGCUGGGCACCCGGACCUGUGCCACCUCAGUCAUCACUACAACCCCUUCCAGCUCCACCCCUAUCUCCCGGCACCCAGGCCGCACCAAGGGCUGUAACUCAGAUGACACCCUCUUUGAGUCGUCCCUGGGGCUCGAGUUCGCCAGCCACAGGCAGUACGUGUCCCGGCCAAGUAGCUUAGAGAGCAGUAGAAAUACAUCUAGCAACAGCUCACCUCUUAACCUAAAAGAUUCCUCCGACCAGCUCCAUGGCAGGUCUGAGAGCUUCAGCAGUGAAGACCUGAUCCCCAGCAAGGACGCGGCCACUCCCCGCGAGGCCAGCACCCUAGGGCGCCCUACCCUAGGCCGCCAUGAGUACCCCCCGCCCCGAAACGGGCCCCUGCUGCAAGAGGGCGUUCAGAAGAGGGGUGUGGCCCAACCCCCUGCUGGAGGGCGGCUGUGCUCUGCCUCUCCGAGCAGCGAGAUGGUCACCCUGGAGGAGUUUCUGGAGGAGAGCAACCGCAGCUCCCCCACCCACGACACUCCCAGUUGCCGGGAUGACCUGCUAACUGACUACUUCAGGAAGGCCAAGAUGCCCACCAGCUUUGUGGCCCCCACCAUCAAGAUGGCUGUCAGCACCUCUGAGGGGAGGCUGCUGAAGCCUGGGCAGUACGUAAGGCCGAACUUCAGAGCAGCCGAGGCUGAGGCCCCAUCCAGUGUCUCUCCGAGGCAGGCCCAGCACCCCCAGAGCCUGUCUUUGGGCAGACCCCGGCAGGCCACAACGCCCCCAACUGCCCAUACACCUGCCCACAUACCCACCAGCCGGAGUGCAUCUCUGAGCCGGGCCUUCAGCCUGGCCUCAGCCGACCUCCUUCAGGCCAGCGGGCCAGAGGCCUGCAAACAGGAAUCCCCUCAGAAACCAGGGGGCCCAGAGGCCUCAGAGGGCAGAGAGGCAGGCAGCCACCCCCUACAAAGCCUCACACCCCCCAGCACCCAUGGCCUGGCCCGGGAGCGCACCCCGCUUGUGGGAAAGGCUGGCAGCUCCUGUCAGGUCCCAGGCCCCCGCAGCCGGCCGCUGGACAUGAGGCGCUUCUCACUGGCCCCUCCGAAGGAGGAGAGGCUGGCCCCACUGCAGCAUUCAGCAACAGCCUCAGCCAUUGCUACUGGGAGUGGCAGCAGCAGCACCCAGCUCCAGUACUUCUCACCUGCAGCAGCCCCGGCUGCCAGGACUAAGCCCAAAACGCCCCCAAACUCAGGGGAAGUGGCCACCAUUGCCCCUGUCCAGGUGGGGCUGAGCCUCUCAGAGGGGGACGGGCUCCCAGCACAGGGGUACAGCGAGGGGCCCCCUGCCAAGAGCCCAGGGCGGUCUCCCGACUUGGUUCCCCACGCUGGCCGGGGCCCAGAGGACUUCAGCCGAGGGGGCAGCUCCAGGAGCAUGCCGGCGUCCCCAGAGCCAGGCGGGGACCAGCAGACAGUGUGGUAUGAAUACGGCUGCGUGUGACUGAACUCGCCUCCUGGGCCAGCAGCUCCCAACCUUAGGACGACUGGUGCACACUGUCUGAUCGUGCCAGCUCUUUUUUCUCUUUGCCUGUGGUGCCAGGAAAGGGUUUAGGAUGGGGAAAGGGGCUCCCACACAUUUCUCCUGUUUAUCUUUUUAAUGAAAACACUGUGCCAAGCCCUAAGAGGAUUGCACUCCUAGAUGUACAGAGUGGCUUCUGUAGCUUCGGCUUCAAAGAAGUGAUCUCUUUUGAACAAAUCCACAUCCAUGUGGCAACCCUAGAAUGCAGUGAUGACACUGACUUUACCCUACAGCAGACACUAGCCUAACACGCCCAAGAGAACACUCGUUUGCAACUUGUUGACCUCCAGUAAAGUAUGCACGUCUGUGUGCAUGUGCACACACAGGCCACAAGGCUGAGACCUGGUGGGUCUGGAAACUUCCUCUUCCCUUCCCCAAAGCCACUUGAUCCCAGGCGAAACCCAGACAGCCCAACUACAGAGAUCUCCAGGGCCUGGGGCAGACUCCAUAGUUGGGCUUGCUGUUAAAAACAGCUGUGCAGCCCCACUCCUGGGACCCCAAGCACUUGCAGGCAGAGGGUGAGGUGGAUUGGGAUCCACCCCCAGUGGCUCCUAUGCUCUACAAGACAGGCUUGGGGGCUACACAGGGACCUUUCUUCCCAGAUUUCCCUGCUCACUUUUCUAUAAACACUGGACUUGCUGGGGAUGGGGUAGGGGGCAGGGAAGACCCCAUCCCACUCGCUGGCAGUGUAUAUAGUGUACAGUGGGGAAGCGUGUCCAGGGGGUGCAGGUUGGAUCUGGAACAUGGAUUGCAUCACCCUCCUUCCCCCGUCUCAGGAUAUUGAUUUAUUAUUUCUGAAUAAGUUUUUUUUGGGUAGAAACCAAAUUCCUUUUAAUAUAUUACAUAUAUAUAUACACACACACACACUCAUGUGAAAUAUGUAUACUUGGGGGGGAUCUAUUUAUGUUCCAUUGAGAGUCGUUCUUUUCUACCAGGAAUCUUAUCUGCUGCUUUGUGUAUAUGGUCAAAUUCCUGGCAAAUUUUGUUUAGUAAAGGUGCUUUUCCUGGGAUGAACUAAAGCCCAUUGACUUUUUCUUUUUUUGAAGAUUUUUUUUUUUCUUUUGAUUUAAUAUACUGAGAAAGACAUGAGAGACUUGAAUGUUAACAAGGUCAGUUUUAGGAGUGCUUUGGGUUGUGUCUUGAAUAGCCAUCUGCUUAUGGAACACAAGGACAAGAUUGUAAUAAAAUGAAAUGAAAUAGAAGCUGAGUCCUGGUCUUCCUCACUGCAUGUUAUUAGCAGUGUUAUAUAGGCUGCUGUGGACUUCUUGGGGAUCCCUUCUUCAGCACCCCAAAGCAUCUUCCUGGGCUGUCGGAAUCCAUGGCUUGCUUUGCCACUAGCUUAGAUGAAGCUCUUAACCAACCAACCAGAGACAUGUGAAGAACAAGGAUUUCCUGUUUAUUAUACAACAGCUUUUUUCCAGAGUUGCAUUCACUUUUAGUUGCUAUAAAUUGAAUCCCAUUUUGAGGAGGCAGAGCCAGCAUUGCACUAUAGACAGAAGUACCAUGCCAUCCCUCUGCAGCAAAGACCCAGAAAACUAAGUAAAACAGAUACAAAUGUCAGUCCUGAAACCCUAAGUGUCAAAUGAAGGGAUACAGAACUCAGUCAA